Molecule: messenger RNA, 3488 nt
Organism: Calidris pugnax (ruff)
Lineage: Eukaryota; Metazoa; Chordata; Aves; Charadriiformes; Scolopacidae
Gene: DIPK1B
Product: family with sequence similarity 69 member B
Exons: 5
Coding region: 1-1467 (488 amino acids)
Molecular function (GO): calcium ion binding
Source: RefSeq, a predicted model, not a curated record
AUGAAGCCCGUUGGUCGGGGUCGAGCCGAGCCCGUGGGGCAGGAGGUGACCUACUUGCAGCAGGAGUUGCAUAAUAGUGAAUAUAUAUAUAUAUAUAUAUAUACACACAAAAAGACUGAAGGUUCCACCAAUGCUCAGUUUGGUUUUAUAGAAGAAGUUGUCCUUGUCCAGCCGCCGCCGAUCGGCGCCGAGCCUUGGUUUUCUUUUUUACCCACAUUUUCUUUUCCCUUCCAGAGUCGCCUCCCGGGCAUCAAGGUGAAAUACCUGCUGGUGGUGUGGCUGGGCAUCUUCGUGGGCAGCUGGGUGGCCUACAUGCAUUAUUCCUCCUACUCCGAGCUCUGCCGUGGCCACAUCUGCCGGAUGAUAAUCUGUGACCAGUACAAGAAAGGAAUCAUUUCUGGCUCCACGUGCAAAGACCUGUGUGAGGAGCGCAGCCUCCUCUUCCAGCACUGCCUCUCCUCCUCUCCCACCCAGCAGGUUUACACUGGGCUCUGGAGGGAGAGGGAGGUGAUCAUCAAAUGCGGCAUCGAAGAAGCCUUGAAGGCAGACAGCCACCCAGACUCCGUGCCCAGGAGGGACGUGGUCCUCUUCGACAAACCCACCCGAGGGACGUCGAUGGACGAGUUCAAAGAAAUGCUCCUCAACUUCCUGAAGUCCAACCUGGGGGAUCAGCCUUCUCUUGCAGCCCUGGUGGGCCGGAUCAUCUCCAUGGCAGAUGUGAACCGGGAUGGGAAGGUGUCUUUAGCAGAGGCCAAGUCCGUCUGGGCGCUUCUUCAGCUCAAUGAGUUUCUUCUCAUGCUCUCCUUGCACGAGAAGGAGCACACUUCCAAACUGCUGGGGCACUGCGGGGACCUCUUUGUCACGGAGAAGAUCCCCCACACCUCCCUCUACGGCGUGGAUGUCCCCCCUUUCCUCCAGUCUCUGCUGCCUUCGGUCGUCCACCAAAUCAUCCACCAGUGGUUUGCACCAGCCUGGCCCCGGCGGGCAAAGAUUGCCAUCGGCCUCCUGGAGUUCGUGGAGGAGAUAUUCCAUGGGACCUACGGGAACUUCUACAUCUGCGAGACCGGCUUCAAAAACGUGGGCUACAACGACAAAUACGACUUCAAGAUGGUCAACCUGCGGAAGGUGGCGACGGAGAUGACAAUCCGAGGGUUCCUCAAGGGCCGUCACUGUGAGCAGAACGUGGACUGCACCUACGGGCAGGACUGCACGGCCACCUGCGACAAGCUCCUCAAGCAAUGCAAGAGCGAGGUGGUGCAGCCCAACCUGGCCAAGGUCUGCGGGUUGCUGCAGGACUACCUGCUCUACGGGGCGCCGCUGGAGCUGAAAGAGGACCUGCAGAAACAGCUCCGAACUUGCAUGACCCUCAGCGGCUUGGCCAGCCAGAUGGAAGUCCACCACUCCCUCGUGCUCAACAACCUCAAGACCUUGCUCUGGAAGAAGAUCUCAAACACCAAAUAUUCCUAACGGGGAGGGGAGGGGUGGGGGGUGGGAAGCACAGCCCGGGAGUUCAGCAUCCUCACUCUUGGAGUCAAUCCAAGGGCUGAAGGCCUGUUUCUUCCAUCUUUUCCCUUCCCACCAGGAAAAAUACACCCUGCCCGGGGAGCUGAGCGCAUCCGCGGCCCCUUCUCCUUCAUGGAAACCCAAGCUUCAUGACUUCCACCACCCAGCAGGACCAUGGCUAGUUGGGAAGAGCGUGCUGCGGAGCUGGGAUACCGGGAUGGAUGAGCAGGAGUGGGGGGAAGGAAGAUGACACGGGGAGCAAGAAGGAAGGGGAGCCCAGCUGGACACAUCCAACUCCUCCUCCAUGGCCAGGAGAGCAGCAGAGAGACGGGAAUGAAUCAUUCAUGCUGUACUUGUCACAUCCUCUUUUGAUGAACGGCUCUGAUGUAAAUAAAUAGCUUUUACGUGAAUCACACCCGUACAUCGAUAGCGAAAUGGCAGCCUUUAAAGUACCAGCUUGCUUGUGAGCUCAAAAAGGAGAAAAAAACAAAAAAAAAAGGUAGAUUUUCCCUAUUCAGAAGUCUCUCCUUCAGCGUCUGAGUCACCCGCCCUCAGAUCCAGCUGUAACUUAGGAAGGAGAAAAGCAGAGAAUCCUGGUGGUUCUGUCAUUCCCCCUUUUUUUAAGUGCCUGACCCCCCCGACAGCGGAGCCACCGUUCCCUCUCACCUGGAAGCACCCAAGGCCAAGGAUAAUUUAAAGGAAAAGGGCUAAACGUGAACAAUUCCGAGGGGUUACCGCGUGUGCUGCCUGCAGCGGGGAUAAAGCCAACUUUUUGGGUUAAUUCUCCUAAAAACUAAGCUGGGUUUGCGCCACAGAGGUUGGAGAUUUAACACCAGAAUAACCCAGCGCUUCUCCCGUUACUGAAAUGAAUUUCCAGGCAAGUUUUCUGCAGUGCUUCAAGACGUUUGUUUGGCUGUGUAAAUAAGACCAGGCCUGUUUCCUUGGAGUUCACACUUACAACAACCUUUUUUAAAACUCUGGGUGGGGAGGAAGAGUGUGUGUCAGCCACCCCGAGCUUGCCCUGUUCCUGGCACAGUCCUAUUCCUGCUGAUGGACCACCAGUGCUUUUGCCAACCAUCCCUCAGUGGAGUGUGUGUGUCACAAGGACAAUCACGGAGAAAAACCCCACACCUGGGAGCACCUACAGCCCGUGAAGGUGAUGGGGUAGCACCAUGGCCACGAAUUUAUGGGCCCUCUGGAGCAGAGAUAUCAGCAUUUCCUCCUAUUAAUUUAUAGGAUCAUUGUUCCCUCUCUCUGGGGACAGUUUGGUGUCACCACUGCUCUACAUCCAGCUCCCGCUGAGAAGUUGGGCUUCCCAGUAUAAUUCCCUGGUGGGAAGGUGGAGUCUUGGUGAGGUUUGUGUGUUUGAAGGGUGAGGAGUUCCUCAGCCCCUCAGAGCCACCCUUCAUCGGGUCCUAAAACCACAGAGCUGGGCCAAGGCCCCACACUGGUGUGAACUGGUGCGUACUGGUGUGUACUGGUGCAGGUUCCCCUGCAUGGGAGCUGUCAGGAGGGUGAAGGGGAGGACUGGAACUGGGAAAAAAAACCCAUGUGGCUGCUCUGGCUCCUCCUCUCUUGUCCUGCAUCCCCAUGGCAACCAGCGCCACCCACUAAUUAAUUUUCUUCUGCUAUUAGAGAAAGGAACCCAACGACGGUGCCAAACCCUCUCCUCAGGUUCUCAGGAAAGCCAUUUUUCACCCUCCCCCCCCUCUCUCUCUCUCUCUUUGUAAUUUAUUAGUACAUUUUGCCCAGGUAAGCAUCAUUCCCACCACACUUACUCCCCGCUGCUCCCCAAGCAGCGUUAGGUAACGCAGCGGGUCAGCACCUAAAAAAGAGGAAAAGCCCAUUUCUUGCUUAUCUGCAUAAAUAUCAGAACCUCUGUACGCAUUUACGAUGAAGUUCAAGGAGAGACACCCCCUGUACUUAAAAAAAACCCCCUAGCCAAAACAGCUUUAUUAUUCAAAUAAAGACACUUCUGACAAGAA